Molecule: messenger RNA, 1470 nt
Organism: Rhagoletis zephyria (snowberry fruit fly)
Lineage: Eukaryota; Metazoa; Arthropoda; Insecta; Diptera; Tephritidae
Source: RefSeq, a predicted model, not a curated record
AUGUCAAAGAGAAAGUUAGAAGAAGAAGAAGAAGUGGUCGAGUCGGAAGAAGAUGACAAGCUUUACCUGAACCGAAAAGUCGAUGAGCGAAGUCACCAGUGUCCAUACCUGGAUACGAUUAAUCGAGGCGUGCUGGAUUUUGAUUUUGAAAAGUUGUGCUCAAUUUCCCUUUCAAAGAUCAACUGCUACGCUUGUCUUGUUUGUGGAAAAUACUUUCAAGGUCGAGGAAUUGGCACGCACGCAUACUUGCAUUCAGUCUCAUGUGGCCAUCAUGUAUUUUUGAACCUGCAAACUCUCAAAUUUUACUGCUUGCCUGACAAUUACCAAAUCAUUGAUUCUUCACUUGAUGACAUCAUCUACGUUUUGAAACCCACUUUUACAGUAACUGAAAUUAAUGAGCUGGACAACAAUAGCAAGCCCUCUAUCGCAUAUGAUGGCACAUCAUAUCUACCCGGCAUUGUUGGAUUGAAUAACAUCAAGCAAAAUGAUUACUGUAACGUUAUUCUCCAGGCACUGUCUCACGUGAAAGUUAUUCGCAAUUUCUUUCUGUUGGACAGUAACCUCGAUGCAUUCGGACAGAAAAGAUCAGAUUUGUUAGUGCAGCGAUUUGGAGAACUUUUGCGGAAGUUGUGGAAUCCGAAAAACUUUAAAGCACAUGUUUCGCCUCAUGAAAUGCUUCAAGCAGUGGUUUUGUACUCUCAAAAGAAGUUUCAGAUAACCCAGCAAGGUGAUCCAAUAUUGUUUCUCAAUUGGUUUCUAGUUUCCCUUCACAAACACAAACACCUUGAAGUAAAAGGUCCUAAAGGCAGCUCUUCAAUCAUCCACAAGACGUUUUUAGGAUCCAUGAAAACGUACACUCGUAAAGUGAUUCCAAUUGAUCGUUCCAUCGAGGAGAAACUGGCUCUAAUGGAAAGCAAAGAGUAUGGAGAAAAGUGUGAAGAGGGCCAAUUUCUGUAUCUUACACUGGAUCUUCCACCUACGCCUCUCUUUCGCGAUGAAAUGAGCGAGAACAUUAUUCCUCAAGUUCCUCUAAGCCAUUUGCUUGCUAAGUUUGACGGAAUAACCGAAAAAGAGUACAAAACGUACAAGGACUCUUUUCUCAAGCGCUUCGUUAUUACCAAAUUCCCGAAAUAUCUCAUUCUGUACAUCAAGCGGUUUAACCAGAACACGUUUUUUCUCGAGAAAAAUCCCACUAUUGUCAACUUUCCGGUAAAGAAUGUCGACCUAUCAGAGCUACUUGAGCCAGAGAGUCGAAAAGAUCAAAAUGCUUGCUACGAUCUCAUUGCAAACAUUGUCCACGAAGGUGCGCCAGAGUCCGGCAAGGGCACCUAUCGCAUUCACCUUCUACAUAAGGGAACUGGCAAGUGGUUUGAGAUUCAAGAUUUACAUGUAAAUGAAAUACUGCCGCAGAUGAUUACCCUGUCAGAGUCGUACAUACAAAUCUGGGAACAAUUGCCAAGUGUUGACUGA